AUGAGCAAGAAUCAAACUAUUCAAGAGUUUGAUGAAAACUUCUUCAGUAGCAUCGCUGUACCCAAAGUGAAAGAUUACUCGAGGCUGUCAAGCUCUCCAAGCAGAGAUCAGCCAUGCGAUUCGUCUUAUUUCGAAAAACACUUCCCUAACCUAGAGUGUGAUACUCCAGUCAAAAUGCGGCUCCCAGCUGUUAAUCGCAACUCCGACGAUGCACUUCCCGCUGGCAACAUGGAUAACUUCCUUUCAUCAUCUGCUUCUUCCGAAACUACUGUUAAUGCCGAGCAACAAGAUACUACAUCUGUGAAGCAGCAGCCGUCUCAUAACAAUAGAGAGCCACUGAAGAUUGUUCCGAAUGAAGCAGCCAUUCCAGCUCAAUCUAAAGUGUAUGGUGAAAGCCAAUUGAUUGAGGGUCUCGAAAAACUCACGAUGUUCGCUCCCAAAGAACCAGAAGAGCGUCUUUCUCAGCGUCGUCGAUCAGAGCAGAAAAAACGAAACGAAGAGGAAGAGAACAAACGGCGAUCUGGUGUACCAGCGAGUUCUGUCAACCGAGCUCGUUCAAUCAGCACGAAGAGAUCUAUAUCUCGUGAACCAUCCUCAACAACCAAGCGGGAAUCGUCUAUUCCUCGCUCUCGUCACAAUUCUGUCACCCGUACCAUUUCUGCACCGAUCAAUGCUACUGCCACUGGAGUCGUGACAAGAGCUAUGGCGGCUCGUGCCGCUGAGACUUCGACUAAGCCUUUGGUUCGUCGCAGUGUUAUGCCACUCAAAGUUGCUCAAAAAACACCUGUUUCGACAUUGAAAAAAGAGACUGCGCCGGGAAGUGGAGAUAGAUCUCGCGAUCGUACUCGUCGUACAAACACUACUGGAACAUCUGUUCGCCGCAGUGUGAUGCCUGUGAAACCUUCAGGAGCCGCCACUCCAGUUGCGCCACCCCGUCGAUCUGCUUCAGCAACUAGAGCUCCGGUGUCUGUUAGUAAGAUGACACCAAAGAACCGUCCGAUUGCUACAGCCAAUCGUUCAUCUAUUCUUCGAAUGAACACUGUCAAGCUUACUGCUCCGCCUGUUUCAAUCACAGCUGAAUCUGAGGCACAACCGAAGAAAUUGAUUACACGUCCUGCUGUCCCGACUACGGCAACAACUCGCAUUCGGCAGCCACUACGUGUCAACCCGAGCACUCCUAGCUCCAUGGCCAAAAAACCAGCAAUGCCAUCUUCUGGGCAACGCCCUGCUCGCGUGCCACACGUUGUCACACGUGCUAGAUCUGUGGAUCGCAGUGCUCCUCCACCACCUGCUGCUUCUACACCAUCCGCAUCGGUAAUCUUCAAAAAAACCCCUGUCCCAAAAAUGCGUAUACUUUAG
This is a messenger RNA of Caenorhabditis briggsae, 1359 nucleotides long. RefSeq names its product Protein CBR-TPXL-1 (gene Cbr-tpxl-1). NCBI's taxonomy places the organism in Eukaryota, Metazoa, Nematoda, Chromadorea, Rhabditida, Rhabditidae. The transcript has 3 exons. The record is from RefSeq and is a predicted model, not a curated record. Bases 1 to 1359 code for a protein of 452 amino acids.